AUACAUUAUACAAUUCUUAUACAUUAUACAUAUCCCAAACCCUUAAUAGAGUAUACAACCCCUAUACAUUAUACAACCUUUAUACAUUAUACAUAUCUUAAACAUAGUUUAUUAAACAGACCCUAUACAUUAUACAUAUCCCAAAACCCAAUACAUUAUACAACCUUUAUACAUUAUACAUAUCCUAAACAAAGUUUAUUAAACAGACCCUAUACAUUAUACAUAUCCCAAAACCCAAUACAUUAUACAACCUUUAUACAUUAUACAUAU
Lottia gigantea (owl limpet) is the source of this 270-nucleotide messenger RNA. RefSeq lists its product as hypothetical. The transcript has a single exon. The record is from RefSeq and is a predicted model, not a curated record. The annotation marks the transcript as partial. NCBI's taxonomy places the organism in Eukaryota, Metazoa, Mollusca, Gastropoda, Lottiidae.